AUGGGGAUCCUCACUACUCUUAUUAUUGUCAUUCUCGUCAUCUCGUUUAUGACGUUUGUGACCUUCUUUGGAAGACUACCUGCACUGAGACGUACGCCCAUCGCUGGCCUGCACCGCCUAAUAUGGGUUCACAUUCCUGCGGCGCUGUACUAUGUUGACCAGAAGCUCACUUCUGGUCGGGUGACUUCCUCGACGGUCAAGUUCUUCAACUGUAUGAUGUUUGACCGUCACCCAACAGUUGUGAUAUUCUUCUUGGUAGUAUUUGGCGCUGGAGAAGUCCUCUUUAUCCCAGCAGCAUGGCCUAUCGUGCCCUUAUUCACUAAGUUCACCAUCGUGGUCCUGGCGCCUACGCCCUUUUUCACUCUCUACAAGGCCUGCGCCGCGGACCCGGGCUACAUCACCCCUGAGAAUCACGCCUACCACAUGUCGCUGUAUCCUUACGACUUCACGCUCUUCCAUCCUGGACGCCUGUGCAAGACUUGCAACUUGAUCAAACCCCCUCGGUCCAAGCACUGCAGUAUCUGCAAGCGCUGCAUCGCCAGGGCGGACCACCACUGCAUCUUCAUCAACUCGUGCGUGGGGUACGGCAACCACCACUGGUUCGUCCUCCUUCUCCUGUCCUCGGCCGUCGUCACCUCCUACGCCACCUUCCUGGGCCUCUCCAUCCUCUCGGAGUUCCAAAAGUCCAUCUACCCGGAGUGGUCCGUCUGGCGGCCCAGCGGCAUGUCGUGGAGCACCUACUUCAGCAUCUGGGCCCUGGGGAUCCGCGGGUACACGCGCAUCGGCUCCGUCACCCUCCUCACCAUGCUCACCUCCCCGCUCAUCUGGGGCCUCCUCGCCUACACGACGUACCUCAUCUACUGCGGCACGACGACCAACGAGACCCUCAAGUGGUCCGAGUGGAAGGAGGACAUGCGGGACGGCUACGCCUUCGCACGCUCGCUCCCUUCCAACAGACAGAGGCAGCUGUAUGCCGAGCCGACGUGGACGCGCUGGCCUGUCCAGCCUGAUCGGAUCAUGGUCACCACGAGCCACGGCCAGCCGCCGAAUUCAUCGCAGCAGAUCCCCGGUGAGGGCCCGUGGGAGAAGAUGACAAGUUUGUCAGACGUCACUAAUCUGUACGACUUGGGAUUCUGGGAUAAUCUCCGCGACAUAUUUCUCAGCGAGCCGUUCGGGGAGCGAGAGCCCGUGUCGGAGCGCGAGCGGCCCAGGCAUAGAAACGGAGGUGGCCACCCCCCCUGA
This is a messenger RNA of Clonostachys rhizophaga, 1242 nucleotides long. The record is from the annotation of a GenBank genome assembly. NCBI's taxonomy places the organism in Eukaryota, Fungi, Ascomycota, Sordariomycetes, Hypocreales, Bionectriaceae.